Molecule: messenger RNA, 4139 nt
Organism: Rhopilema esculentum
Lineage: Eukaryota; Metazoa; Cnidaria; Scyphozoa; Rhizostomeae; Rhizostomatidae
Product: zinc metalloproteinase-disintegrin-like MTP8
Biological process (GO): proteolysis
Molecular function (GO): metalloendopeptidase activity
Source: RefSeq, a predicted model, not a curated record
CUGCAUGCAGUCGAGUCAUGCCAGGCUUCCGGGUGAUGGAUAUAAAAUUUACUGAAUUCAAUCAUUGUGAAUUAUACUGAAGUAAAGGUGGUGUGAGCGACAGAAUCGCGCUGACAACUUAUUUACUUUGUUUAUUUUGUGAUGUUUGAGCGACUUCAUUUUCAGUAGCCUUGAUUUGCUGUGUUUUAUUAGCACAAACCGUCUGCGCCUGUUGAAUGUAAUGAUGAUUUCCUGGCUCAAUGUUUUCAUCGCAGUGAUAUUCGCACAAGAUGUAUCCGCUCGCAUCAUGCCGCUUAAAUUCAGUGUCGUAAACCCAAUCCACAUUCAUCCAAGCAGACAUAGAAGAGAUUUGUCAACUAAGGAACAGAAUGGUCAUAUGUUGGGUACAUCUUUUGCUUUUACUGCAAAUAAAAGACAAUACAAAAUAGACAUAUACCUCAACAGGGGUCUUAUUGGCGAGAAGUUUUUGGUAGGAUAUCAGGUUAAAGAUGGCAAUAUCACCAUGGACAAGUCGUUUUCAGAACACUGUUACUACCAUGGCAUGCUGUCUGGAAAACCCAAUACGACAGUCGUUCUCAGCACAUGUAACGGCUUGCGAGGGACUAUUGAAGAUGAAAACGGUAAAGUCUUUGGUAUCGAGCCAGAAGAUCUGUAUAGUGAAGUCGCAAGUCAGAAUCACAUAUUUUACAACUUAGAAGACUUACCUAAACGAGAGUCGAAAUGCGGAGUUGAUCAUGAGCAUUCACACGACUUUAAUAUGCAUGAUGUUUUCGAUAAACACACAAGGCUUCGCAGAAGUCUUCUCACAGAAACAAAAUAUGUAUCUUUGGUUUUGGUGAAUGACAAACGACAGUUCGUUCGAUUAAAAUCAAAUCUCACAGAAGCCGUGCGAAGAGCACUGGAAAUUGGGAACCACGUUGAUUCGAUGUUAAAGACGGUCAAGACGAGGGCUGCCAUUGUCUAUGUUGAAACGUGGAACAUCAUGGAUUUGAUAAACGUGAAAGAACCAGCAGGCGAAACACUUACAGAGAUGCGAAAGUACAACAAAGAUGCCUUAGUGCAUAAUUUGCUAAAGAAGGGAAUCAGAAGAGACAAUGUGCAACUCAUAACUGGCAUUGAUUUCGAAGGGCUAGUUGUUGGCAUGGCAGGUAUCGGCACCAUUUGUGGCCUCUCAUCCACUGGUGUUAAUAUGGAUAAUCACGCAAAUGCGAGAAAAACUGCUGGAACUGUAGCUCAUGAGUUGGGACACAACCUGGGAAUGGCACACGAUACCCCUGGCUGCUCUUGUGGUGGAUCUCCUUGUGUAAUGGCUGCAACCGGAGGUGGAAUACCAAUUGGUUUCACUGGGUGUAGCUUGACAGCCCUUGAUAGACGCAUCACGGACGGUCUGGCUUCUUGCCUUUUCGACAUUCCUCCAAAGCUUUUUGGUCCUCCUGUUUGUGGUAAUGACUUUUUGGAGGAAGGCGAAGAGUGCGAUUGUGGAUCAGUUCUUGAAUGUAAUGCAACUGGAGCAGCAGCCUGUUGCAAUGCAACUACUUGUAAAUUGCAUUCCAGCGCCGAGUGUGCCGUUGGAUCGUGCUGCAAAGAUUGUAAGUUCUUGAAGCAAGGUACUAUAUGUAGGAAGAGAGAGACAGAAUGUGAUCUUGAAGAAGCUUGCAACGGAAAAUCACAUGAGUGUCCUGGCAAUUUUUACUUGGAAGAUGGUGUGGCAUGCAAAAAUGACACCGCUUAUUGUUUUGAGGGUGGCUGUCGAACUCAUAAUGAACAAUGUGAAAUACUUUGGGGAAAAGGAGCAAAGAAGGCGCAUGACUACUGUUUCAGAGAGAACAUGGACGGAACCAAAUGGUCGAGCUGCGGUGAAAAUUCUUUAAAACAGAUGAUCAAAUGCGCCGAGAAGGACAUUUUUUGUGGUACGGUUCAGUGCAAGGACACGCCACACUCUUUUCCCAUUCUUGGAACUGGUGAUGCGGCCAGAUACAAAGGUGUUACUGUUAUUGUGAAUGGCGUUUCUACUUCCAUAUCUUGCAAGCAGGGAGUAACUAGCCUCGGUCCAGAUCUUGACAACCCAACCUUAGCGCAACAGGGAACCAAGUGUGGAGAUGGAAAAAUCUGCAUUUCUCACAAAUGCGUUAAUAUGUCUUCUCUUGACUUCAUCAAACCAUGUCCGAAUGGAACUUGCUUCAAUGGAGGGGUCUGUAAUAACCUCGGACAUUGCCAUUGUCCCCUUGGCUUUGCCUGUCCAGACUGUAAGCAUCCUGGUGAAGGAGGUAGUGUUGAUUCCGGUCACAAAUGUUACACACCGGCUACAAAACCGCAGUCAGGCUUAACUACUUUAGCAAAAAGUCUGCUGAUUCUGUUCCUUGGAGUCGUUCCAGUUUGCAUCAUAGCCAUUAUUUUGCUGUACAAGUUCAGAUCCUCGUUGCCAUGCAGGCCUUCAUCUGGCUCAAAUGCUUCUGCGCAGCAAUCCAGGUCAACUGCAGCCAGGGAGAAUAACACACCCGACGUUGCUUUCAAGCCCCAAUCAAAGUCACCUGUCAGUAUGAGCCAAGGGACGCAUCAUAUGUCAGUCAACAAAGGCUUUUCUUCUUCGCCAAAACCUGCCAACCCACCUCCAAGAAAUCCUCCGGCAGUACCGCAGUCUAAGCCUGUUCAGCCGUCAGCCCCAAGACUCAAUCCUGUCUCCCCACCCGCCAGGGCUUCGCCUUUGCCGCCGACACGACCUGCUGGUCACCCACCGCCAAAGCCUGGAAAACUCCCGCCUUUGGUCCCACAGAAGCCACGUUGAUGUAUUUUAUGGCCUGAUGGUGAUGCAAACUCUACUGCACAUAUGUUAUUAGAAUAAAAUUUCUUAUUAUUUAAGGAUGCAAAAUCCAGGAAAUUUACCAAUUAUCGUUGCCGGCUUUGGAUUGGAGAAUAAAAUCAAGGUUUUUCUAAAACCUUUUUCACAAGACGAGAUAACUGAAAACUUACUUUUUGGUCCGCUUUAGACCAAAAAGCGAUUCAAUCGGAUGUUAAUUGUUUGUAUUAUAGGGUUUAACUUUGCAAGAAAUAUUUUUGUAGUAAGUAAAAAUCAAGCAAUAUUUUGUAAUAAACGUAAUUAAAGAGCCUUGCAUUAUGAAGUGUUGGGUAAUGUUUGUCACGAAAGAUCAAAGUCAUGAAGCAGAAUGAGUCGUAGUUGACCUUGAAAAGAUUCCAUUGCGUCAAAGGCCAGGGGGGGGGUACUCCCAUUAUGGUCUGACAGGGGGUCCGGUCAGGGUCAAAGAGGGUCAACGCUAAAAUUUUAGAAAAUUACCCUCAAAUGGUAGUACUUUUUGAAAAAAAACCUCUCAAACGGUAGCAUAAAAACCGAAAAUAUUUCCUUGCUAGCAUCCAUUUCUUUGUGUUCUCUUCGUCCUUUUUUGAAAAAUUUCUUCAUAAUUGAUUGUUAUUGUUUCGGGAAAGGUAAAUCUUGUUCAUUAUCUAUAACAAAUCGCAAGUUAAACUGAGCAGUUCAGUUAUUAUCGAAAAUGGGCCAUUUGGAAGCCAUUUGGUAAGACCCUCAAACGGACUGGACCCCCCUGUCAGGCCUUAAUGGGAGUACCCCCCCCCCCGGGGGUCAAAAGUAGAGGCAUUUUAGGACCCCAAGCCCGUCACCUACUAAAACGCAUUUUUCUGUGAUAAGGUGUUGUUUGUGAACCAAACAAGUAUCAAGCCAGCAAGUAAAUCGAAUGCCACUGAACUCUUGCCCUCCUUCCUCUCACAUCUAAUGCCUAUUUAUGUUGCCACGAAUGUUUCAUUUGAUAGAGCUCACCUUUUGACGCUUAAUUCAAUGAUUCUGUUUUCUAUACAUUAUAUUUCCUUAUCUAAUCGAGCUCAAAGAUACGUACAACCUUAUCGAAUCUCUUGUUUCUGAGCAUGUUUGCGAGUGACGUCACAGAUUCAGACGUCCAUUAGUAAUUACAAAUUCCUCUACACUAUAUCGCACCAUUUCACUUAGAUAAUGUAAUUUUUCAUUGAUAAAAUAAAAUUGGUUUAGCUAUAUGAAUGCUAAAUGUAUGUUGCAUAAAAUGACUUAAAUUCUUAAUUUGAAUGUAUGCUAAUUUUUUACUUUUUUCAUACUGCGUGAAAAUAUUUUAGCACUUGUGUGAAGCACAACCAGA